GUCAGGCUGAUCAAUACGCUAUUGGGUUAGUCAGGCUGAUCAAUACGCUAUUGGGUUAGUCAGGCUGAUCAAUACGCUAUUGGGUUAGUCAGGCUGAUCAGCAAGUCUCAAUGAGGUGUUGGGUUAGUCAGGCUGAUCAGCAAGUCUCAAUACGCUAUUGGGUUAGUCAGGCUGAUCAGCAAGUCUCAAUAAGGUAUUGGGUUAGUCAGGCUGAUCAGCAAGUCUCAAUACGCUAUUGGGUUAGUCAGGCUGAUCAACAAGUCUCAAUAAGGUAUUGGGUUAGUCAGGCUGAUCAGCAAGUCUCAAUGAGGUGUUGGGUUAGUCAGGCUGAUCAACAAGUCUCAAUGAGGUGUUGGGAUCAACAAGUCUCAAUAAGGUGUUGUGUUAGUCAGGCUGAUCAGCAAGUCUCAAUAAGGUGUUGGGUUAGUCAGGCUGAUCAACAAGUCUCAAUAAGGUGUUGGGUUAGUCAGGCUGAUCAGCAAGUCUCAAUAAGGUGUUGGGUUAGUCAGGCUGAUCAACAAGUCUCAAUGAGGUGUUGGGAUCAACAAGUCUCAAUAAGGUGUUGUGUUAGUCAGGCUGAUCAACAAGUCUCAAUGAGGUGUUGGGUUAGUCAGGCUGAUCAACAAGUCUCAAUAAGGUAUUGGGUUAGUCAGGCUGAUCAACAAGUCUCAAUAAGGUAUUGGGUUAGUCAGGCUGAUCAACAAGUCUCAAUGAGGUGUUGGGUUAGUCAGGCUGAUCAACAAGUCUCAAUGAGGUGUUGGGUUAGUCAGGCUGAUCAGCAAGUCUCAAUGAGGUGUUGGGUUAGUCAGGCUGAUCAGCAAGUCUCAAUGAGGUGUUGGGAUCAACAAGUCUCAAUACGCUAUUGGGUUAGUCAGGCUGAUCAGCAAGUCUCAAUAAGGUGUUGGGUUAGUCAGGCUGAUCAGCAAGUCUCAAUGAUGUGUUGGGUUAGUCAGGCUGAUCAGCAAGUCUCAAUGAGGUGUUGGGUUAGUCAGGCUGAUCAGCAAGUCUCAAUGAGGUGUUGGGUUAGUCAGGCUGAUCAGCAAGUCUCAAUGAGGUGUUGGGUUAGUCAGGCUGAUCAACAAGUCUCAAUAAGGUAUUGGGUUAGUCAGGCUGAUCAGCAAGUCUCAAUGAGGUGUUGUGUUAGUCAGGCUGAUCAGCAAGUCUCAAUGAGGUGUUGGGUUAGUCAGGCUGAUCAACAAGUCUCAAUAAGGUGUUGUGUUAGUCAGGCUGAUCAGCAAGUCUCAAUGAGGUGUUGGGUUAGUCAGGCUGAUCAGCAAGUCUCAAUGAGGUGUUGGGAUCAACAAGUCUCAAUACGCUAUUGGGUUAGUCAGGCUGAUCAGCAAGUCUCAAUAAGGUGUUGGGUUAGUCAGGCUGAUCAGCAAGUCUCAAUAAGGUUUUGGGUUAGUCAGGCUGAUCAGCAAGUCUCAAUGAUGUGUUGGGUUAGUCAGGCUGAUCAGCAAGUCUCAAUGAGGUGUUGGGUUAGUCAGGCUGAUCAGCAAGUCUCAAUGAGGUGUUGGGUUAGUCAGGCUGAUCAACAAGUCUCAAUGAGGUGUUGGGUUAGUCAGGCUGAUCAACAAGUCUCAAUAAGGUAUUGGGUUAGUCAGGCUGAUCAACAAGUCUCAAUAAGGUAUUGGGUUAGUCAGGCUGAUCAGAAAGUCUCAAUGAGGUGUUGGGUUAGUCAGGCUGAUCAACAAGUCUCAAUGAGGUGUUGGGAUCAACAAGUCUCAAUAAGGUGUUGUGUUAGUCAGGCUGAUCAACAAGUCUCAAUGAGGUGUUGGGUUAGUCAGGCUGAUCAACAAGUCUCAAUAAGGUAUUGGGUUAGUCAGGCUGAUCAACAAGUCUCAAUAAGGUAUUGGGUUAGUCAGGCUGAUCAACAAGUCUCAAUGAGGUGUUGGGUUAGUCAGGCUGAUCAACAAGUCUCAAUGAGGUGUUGGGAUCAACAAGUCUCAAUAAGGUGUUGUGUUAGUCAGGCUGAUCAACAAGUCUCAAUAAGGUAUUGGGUUAGUCAGGCUGAUCAACAAGUCUCAAUAAGGUGUUGGGCUAGUCAGGCUGAUCAGCAAGUCUCAAUGAGGUGUUGGGUUAGUCAGGCUGAUCAAGUCUCAAUAAGGUUUUGGGUUAGUCAGGCUGAUCAACAAGUCUAAAUAAGGUUUUGGGUUAGUCAGGCUGAUCAGCAAGUCUCAAUAAGGUGUUGGGUUAGUCAGGCUGAUCAGCAAGUCUCAAGCCUCAAACACCUUAGUAAUAUAUUCUGUCUAUGGACUCAUGCUACUCAUGAGGGGGGGGGGGACCCAAAUGGCAACUCAUUCUACAUUUGACCGGGGCCCAUAUGGGGGGAUAGGAAGUCAUUAAUGACCAGGGCCCAUAUGGGGGGAUAGGAAGUCAUUAAUGACCAGGGCCCAUAUAGGGGGGAUAGGAAGUCAUUAAUGACCAGGGCCCAUAAAGGGGGAAUAGGAAGUCAUUAAUGACCAUGGCCCAUAUGGGGGGAUAGGAAGUCAUUAAUGACCAGGGCCCAUAUGGGGGGAUAGGAAGUCAUUAAUGACCAGGGCCCAUAUAGGGGGAAUAGUGUCCCAUUAGAGAUGCAGCUUUUCACUGGGACAUCCAGUGACUACAGCAGGUGUGUUGUCUGAAGAUGGAGCCAGUAGCAGCCUACUGGGCCUACGCUUUGAUGUCGCUCUCCUGUGGCAUUACUUCUUUAUUUGAGCCUAGGUUUUAUUUGAUAUAAAUCAAGGAGACGUGCUUUUGAUUUGUCUGUUGAGUGUAAGGGGUUGUCCCCAAAUGUCACCCUAUUCCCUAUGUAGUGCACUCCUAUGGGCCCUUUUCCCUAUGUAGUGCACUACUAUGGGCCCUAUUCCCUAUGUAGUGCGCUACUAUGGUCCCUAUUCCCUAUGUAGUGCGCUACUAUGGUCCCUAUUCCCUAUGUAGUGCGCUACAAUGGUCCCUAUUCCCUAUGUAGUGCGCUACAAUGGUCCCUAUUCCCUAUGUAGUGCGCUACAAUGGUCCCUAUUCCCUAUGUAGUGCGCUACAAUGGGCCCUAUUCCCUAUGUAGUGCGCUACAAUGGGCCCUAUUCCCUAUGUAGUGCGCUACAAUGGUCCCUAUUCCCUAUGUAGUGCGCUACAAUGGUCCCUAUUCCCUAUGUAGUGCGCUACAAUGGUCCCUAUUCCCUAUGUAGUGCACUACUAUGGGCCCUAUUCCCUAUGUAGUGCACUAUAAGUGGAAUAAGGUGCCAUUAGGGAAACAAGCCGUCUCAGAACAUACGCUGUUAAACCAUUGAGUACAUUACUGUGCUGUUACAUGUUUAUAUCAUUUGUAAGUAUGCAUUAUUAUAAUUAUUUUAUAUUUGUAUACAUGCACUAGUUUUUAAGUGUGCAUUAUUUUUCGGGACAUGAAUCAAACUGACGUGUAAAAAAAAUAAAGUACUUUUUUUGUUAACGUC
This is a messenger RNA of Oncorhynchus kisutch (coho salmon), 3431 nucleotides long. Its product is annotated as rab11 family-interacting protein 3-like. The record is from RefSeq and is a predicted model, not a curated record. Bases 111 to 2141 code for a protein of 676 amino acids. The transcript is spliced from 2 exons. NCBI's taxonomy places the organism in Eukaryota, Metazoa, Chordata, Actinopteri, Salmoniformes, Salmonidae.